Molecule: messenger RNA, 10314 nt
Organism: Triplophysa dalaica
Lineage: Eukaryota; Metazoa; Chordata; Actinopteri; Cypriniformes; Nemacheilidae
Gene: map1aa
Product: microtubule-associated protein 1Aa
Exons: 7
Coding region: 31-7725 (2564 amino acids)
Biological process (GO): axonogenesis; regulation of microtubule depolymerization; microtubule cytoskeleton organization
Cellular component (GO): cytosol; microtubule associated complex; synapse
Molecular function (GO): microtubule binding; actin binding
Source: RefSeq, a predicted model, not a curated record
AGAAGUCCCUCAGCUCCUGAUACAGUUACCAUGGAAAUGGCGCUUAGAGAUGGUGAGAUAGGUCCUCAGGAGAGGCGCGAGUUUAUUCAGCACCUUGGACAGCAGCGGUGUGUCGGUCCUCCUUUCUGUCAGACGCGAUAUUAUAUGCUUGUCGUAAUCGGGGAAAUUUCAACGGAUUAUCAUCUUGAAUUAGUAAAAGAACACAUUAAACGAGGAAUCUUGUCGUGGGAGAUUGAUUUGACCAUCUGUGACUUGAACAAGGAACUGACACUCUUCGAAACCAAACACUCUGCACAGUUUUCUUCAGAAGUGAAAGGACAAAGGCUUUUGCAUUACAAGAGUGAAGUUCUCGAGACUGUCGUAUUAGUGAACCCUUCUGAGGAGAAUAUUAACAUAGAGAUCAGAACACUACUCUGUGACUCAGCAGGGCACAAGUUGUUAGUGUUUAGUGGACAGAGUACUGAACAGGGUGGUGACAUUAUCUUGCAAAGUGGAGUUUUUGGCUGGAAACAAUUCUCUGACAUCAUCUUAAGUCGUAGGAUUAAAGAUCUCCUAAACCAGUCAUCAACAACUCAGAAAGCCUGUUUGACUGUGCUUUGUAAAGGAGAGGGGGGCUGGAGCUCCCUAGGGUGCAUAGAGGAGCAGAACCUGCUGGUGUACAAGGUGAACCCUGAGCCUGUGCUGGCUGAGAUGGAAGGCGUGACCGAGUUCACAGAUUAUGUCUCUGAGACGGUGGACGUUCUCUCUCCUUUUGAGCUUCUGGAAGCACCAACCUCAGGAGGGUUCCUCAAGUUAUCCAAACCGUGCUGCUACAUCUUUCCUGGAGGGCGGGGAGACUCUGCUUUGUUCGCCGUCAAUGGAUUUAAUAUUUUGAUUGAUGGUGGAUCUGACAGGAAGUCUUGCUUCUGGAAGCUGGUCAGACAUUUGGACAGGAUCGAUUCUGUUCUCCUCACCCAUAUAGGAGCAGAUAAUCUCACUGGCAUCAAUGGACUGUUACAGAGAAAAAUAGCAGAGCAGGAAGAAGAGAAGACGCAUGAAUCAAAUGCCUAUGGAGACUGGAUGAAAAACUUGAUCUCACCAGAACUUGGUGUUGUGUUCUUUAAUGUUCCUGAGAAGCUAAAGACGCUGGAUACCACACUGAAAGCAAAGAGAAGCAUUGAGGAGGCCUCUCUCACAUUGCAAUACCUUCAGAAACUGGGCAUCAAACCUGAACCUCUGUAUAGAGUUGUGAGCAACACAAUUGAGCCUUUAACACUCUUUCACAAGCUGGGUGUUGGCAAAUUAGAUAUGUAUGUUCUAAAUCCACUCAAGGACAGUAAAGAAAUGCAAUUCUUCAUGCAAAAGUGGGCUGGUAACAGCAAAGCAAAGACUGGUAUUGUUCUGGCCAAUGGCAAAGAGGGUGAGAUUUCUGUUCCUUACCUCACAUCAGUUACAGCUCUGGUCGUUUGGGUACCUGCAAGUCCAACUGAAAAGAUCGUCAGGGUACUGUUUCCCGGAAAUGCCCCACAAAACAAGAUACUUGAGGGACUGGAAAAGCUGAGGCAUCUCGAUUUCUUGCGAUAUCCAGUAGCCACUCAGAAGGACAUGUCAUCGGGAGCUCCACCUCCACUGAUCAAACAAACUAAGAUGAAGCUGAGAACAGGUAGCAAAGAAAGUCUUAAAUCCUCCCCUAAAAUGUCUUCCACUACAAAAGCAAGCAAGAAAGAGGCAAAUGAAGACAUCGAGUCAAAGAGUGACUCAGUAAAGGAAAAUAAAUUGGAAAAGAAAGAGAAGAAAAUCAAAGAGAGUGUUAAAGCACCAAAAACACUGAAACCCAAGACGCUGUCACCUGAAAAACAAGAGAAAAAGAAACUGCUGAGGGACAAAUCUCCUAAAAAGCUUUUCAAAGAGAAAGCUUCCAAAUUGGAGGAAAAGAAAGAUCAGGAAAAGAAAGAAAUGAAGAAAGAAAAGACAGAUGUCAAGAAAGAGAACUUGGUUAAAAAAGAACUGAAAAUUAAAGACGAGAAGAAAAAAGAUAAACCUAAGCCAGAACUGAGGAAAAUCACUAAACCUGACUUAAAGCCUUUCACUCCUGAGGUCAGGAAAACUUUGAACAAAGCAAAGGUUCAAGUAAAACCAAAAGCAGAAAAAACUAAAGCCGCGAAAGAACAAGAAAACAGACCGGCUGCCAAACAAGCUUCAAUAGAGAAACAGGAGAGUGAUAGGUCCGUAGUGUCCUCCCCAGAAGAUCUAACCAAGGAUUUUGAAGCCCUGCGCCUAGAAGAGCAGCUUUCCAAAACCACAGAAAGCUUAAUUUUGUCUCUUCAGUCUUCUGAUGCUGCUGUCCCUCACAUUGAAUCUCCAGAUGAGGGAAUAACUACAACGGAUGUUGAGGCAGAAUCCCCUCAUGAGGAGAGGGUACCAAAUGAAGAAAAGUCCUCUAAAACUGAUAGAUUUGAAGAUGAAGGUGCCGGUACAGAAGAUGACAUAGAUGAUGAAUAUACCACAAAACUGAAAAGUACUAAAACGUCUGACUCCGUAGAGAGGCUGGAUGAUGCAAAAUGGCAAGAAAAGGCCAAAGAGGAAGAAAAGGAAUUUGAAGUGAAACCCAAAAAAAGUGAGAGUGAAGAGGAGGAGGAUGUGAUCGAGAAAGCAGAGCUAGAGGAAGCAGAAGAUAUAGUUCAUGAGGAGGAGCUCAAGUUCAAAGCAGAUGAAGCUAAGAAGGAGAAACAGGAAAAGGAUUGGAAGAUGAAGCAGAGUGAGGUGAAAUCUGCCAAACCUGUGGGCGCUGCAGAGCAUGUUUCUUUCAUCCAAGAUGAGACCAUUCCAGGUUACUCUGAGACGGAGCAGACUCUAUCAGAUGAGGAGACAAUUGGGGAGACAGAAGAGCGUAUCCCACAUCUUCAAUAUGACGUCAGCUCCUAUGACAUCUCUGUUCCUGAUGAACCAGGGACUUUUGACAGCAUCCAUGGUAUGAAACCACCAACCAUAUCUGUUGCUUCUGGGUUAUCCUCAAAAGGGUUUGCAAUAGACCAAGAGCCAGUGUUGUCGGCUUAUGCAACCAAUAUGGUUGCGGCUCCAUUGGCUGAAGAAGAGCAUAUAUCUUCAGCCACCUCGAUCACUGAAUAUGACAAAUUAUCAUCAUUUCCAACAUCCGUUACUGAAGACCAGUCUAUAGCAUCCGUGACAGCGCCACCUACUGAAGAUGCAGGAAAAAGUUCUUUAAUCUUGGAUACCGUGAAUAGCAUACCAUCUGUCCAGACAGAUGCCACCCAAGGUAAAGAAUACCUUCACUCAGCAGGAACUAUUUCACCAACUUCUUCCCUAGAGGAGGACAAAUGUUUUAAAUCGCCUCCUUCAGAGGAAUGCCAACCCAUUGUGUCAGAACUGGAAACUAGUGGGAAGGCGGCCCCUCACUCAAAUUAUGAAGAUGAAGAGGAUGAGGAAGAGGAUGAGACACCAAAUGUUGACGUGCCGCUUGGAAAGCUCCAUGAGGGUUAUGCGUCUGCUGCCUUGCUCCAAGACAAGGAGAAAGUUCCAGAGAAAGCUCCAUCACUGACGUCACCUCUUUCUCCUCGCACACAUGAAAAAGAUGAAAGCGUUUUACUCCCCAAGGAUGAGCCUAAAUUAGCCACAUUUGACCAUAGUUUGUCCUUCUCACCACAUUUGCUUUCCACCUCAGAGACAAGUGUUUCUUCAAAGAGUGAAGAAAGAUGUAUCAGCCCAGAUGACAGCACAAUGAGGUUUGCCUCACCCACACUGUCAGGUCCGACCGGCAGUAGCUACUCUCCAACUGAGGAGAAGACACAAAAGCCACUAACUGGGGACAAAGACGACAAACUUGAGAAAGAGAGUACUGAAUUAAAAAAUUAUUUGACUCAGGAUGUUCCUGCUGACAAAAAGUCUUCAAGGAUAAUUGAUGAUGAGGUGGACCCUUUCAUAAUGGGAUUCUCCUGCACAAAGGCAAAAAUAUGUGACUCAGAUGAAGAAAAGGAAAGCGAAGAUGAUUCUUUUGAAAAGGAGAGCAAUAAAGUAUGCGGUAAAACUAAAUACAAAGAGGAGAGAGAGUGUACUUUCCUGGAUGAAGAAGAUACCUGUAAAGCAGCCGAUAAGAAAGAUAAUACACAAAUUUUGGCUCAAGAGCAAAAAUCCCAGAUGGAGAGCUCAGGGGAGGAAGAUGAAAGUGAAACUGAGGAUGAUACUUACUCAAGUGUAAAAGCACCCCAGGGCAAGUUAGAUUCCACGUCAGCUGACCACGGCAAACAGGAUGUGUCGUUCUCAGAGAUAAAUGACCCAAAACUGAUCUCUAAAGAAAGCGAUAAGAGCGUUCACUUCAACUUGUAUUCCUCCCCUGAGUGUGACAAAGGGCUCAAAGGAGAUUCUGAGAGAGUGGUAAGGCAAGAUACACCAUAUGUUGGAAAGAGUUUUACAUACGCUGAUGUAUAUGACAGUAAAUCGAGUUCAGUAGAUUCGUAUUCUCCCAAUCUGCCACCAGACAACACAUUCGAUGAUACAGACAUUGCUGUAAAGACAACAGAGAAAAGGGAUUUUGUGAAUACUUCUGCAGGAAAGACUCCUGACAUUAAAACACCACAGGAAAAGGAACUAUCACCAGCUUUAUUUAGUGAAAAUCACGGUGUCUUUGAGGCACCGUAUAUGUCUGGAGGAACGUUCUCUGAGAAAAAAAAUACAGUUGAACAGGAGACAGUUGAGAAAACCUCUUCUUCUAUUUCAGCAGAGAAAAAUCUAUUUUCAGUUCAACUUGAAAAGCCUGAUUUAAGUGCGAUGGCAGCAGGUAUUGCAACACAAUCGGUCCGUUAUGCAGACAACAGCUUCAUCUCUGAAUACAGCAUUAAAAGCACUGCGGUAGGCCAAUCAACUCUUUGCACAAAGAAAGCAAUGGCUGAAGACAUGAACAUGCUUGCUGAUGGAGAGGAUGAAGAUGACGAUGAGGAGGAUGAGGAUGAAGAUGAAGAAGAAGAUGAUGAUGAGGAUGAUGUGUAUGAGGAUGGAGACCAUGGAAGUGAUAAUGAGAUGGAGAAAGGAGCCAAAGACAGACCAGAGAAAGAUCUCCAGAGCCCAUUGAGUACCAUCACAUUUUCCGUACCAACUCAAUUCCAGGAUGAAGAGAAAGACACUGUUAAAAAUGACUUUACGUUUGGAUCUGACACUAAUGGCAAACUAAGUUCAUCAACAUUUGACUCAAGCCACGAGGACCCUAAGGAAUCAUUGCAAACUGCUAAAGGUGUCACCCCCCCUACUGAAAGUCAUGUUGCAAGCUCUUUUAAAUUUGAGAAUUCCUCCAGUGAGGAGAAAGAUGAGUUUGAAGAAAAAUAUGACAAAGAUGUUCAGUCAUAUUUGCCUUUAUCAAGCAAGCCUGUUGCGGAUAAAUAUCACUAUGAAAGCAAAGAUGUUGAGUUGGACAAACAGAAGACACCGGAAGCUGUAGAGAAAAAAACAGAUGACCCUGUUGCAGUGGGUUUUAGUUAUACUACUAUGUCAGCAACAGCAUACUCGUCUUCUUCUUCCUACAGUCAUUCUUCAUCAGCAUCAGCAUCUUUGUCUACUAGCCGGCAGUUUGGAGAUGAGUUAGAAACUCCAGCUAGUUCUGGAUUUGAGUAUUCGUCUUUCAAAGAUGAACAUUCACCAGUAAUAGACUCGUCAUUCUCUGCUUCAGGUGCGCAAGUUAAAGAUGAAUAUUUAGAAGUUUCAGAGAAGCAGACGCCUGCCACCAAAACAGCUGAAUCUACCUCUAGCCUUGCAAGAUUCUCACCAUUAUCUCCCUUCGAGGAAAACAAACCAUUCUCUCCUCAAACUGCUUCUUGUAUAAUUGAUAAGAAAGACCUGAUUACUUCAACAAGUUCUGUUUCAGACCAAGGCCCACAGAGUCAAUGCUUUUAUAAGCCGGAGUGGGAUGAUGAAUCAAGAUUGCUAGCUGAAUUUGGGGCAACUGUCCCUCAGGCCACACAGAAAAACUCUACUCCUGAAGGUCUAUUUGGGGCUUCAUCAACACUUCAAUACGAGUGCCCUGAAAAACAUUACUAUGAAGACACCGAGAGUAGUGAAGAGGAGGAGGAUGAUUAUAUGAAUGAAACUGAACAGGACAAACUGCAAUACCAAAGAUCUCCACUCACUUCCCCGAGAGAAAAGAAAGAUGCCACCUAUUCCUUGAGUGAGAAACUAACAAUGGACAUGUCUUCUGCUAUGGGAGGCAUCGUUCCCAAUGCUUUUACCUCAUACAUCUCCUCUUUUCCCAAGCCCUCAGAACCAGACACAAAAAAUGGACCUGCUGAAGUUAGUGUGAGUGCACCGGAGUGUUUUGGUGGAACCGGCAAAGUGGAAACAGGUCUGUCAAAAAUAGAAAUGAAGAGCCAAGAGUUUGACAUCAAAACAACUCGAAGCCCAAAUGAGUGGGAGAUACAGCAGCAACAAAAAAUCUCACCGCCUCAUUGCCGUCAUGAGGAUGUGUAUGAAGAAGAAGAAGAAACCGAAUCGGAGCUCCAGGCACGUCCUCUUUCUCUCUCAUCCACAGACCAACCUUUCCAAUCCUCCUAUUAUGCAGACGACCCAAGCAGACACAGCGACGACUCCGACUAUCCUUCAGAUGUUGCUGUUCGUCCGCACAUAUCCAAAGCUUCACCGGGUAAUUCAUCUAGUGAGUAUAAACAGAGAAGAGGAGACACAUCUCCAUCCUUUAUCAACCCAAGCUUUUGUCAACUUUCAAGCGAUGAGGAAAUUGAAGAACAGAGAAGUCAAGGAUCUGAUCAACAGGAGCCGGCUGGUAAGACAAGAUCUAAAAAACAACCUCUUCACUACUCUCACGGUUAUCAUGGCGAAGAAAGUGAAUCUCAGCAUCUCUCUGGAGCCAUGGCGGCUGGAGUUAGUGCCAGCGGAAAGGACACGCCUCCAACCUCUAUCAGUGAACCGUUACAUUCUCAAUCAGAUGAGUGUCCUUCUGUCAGGGCAGAAAUGAACGUUGAUUCUGAGGAGGAUGCAGACUUCCUCCCAGUAGAUAAAUCAUCUGGAGCCUUUGGGGGCAAACAUUUCUCAUCUAGGUCACCAAGCCAUGAUCCCUUCCCCUCACCGAUGAUGGACCCCGCCCCUUCUCCACCUCAUCCUGAUGUGUGUAUGGUAGAUCCUGAGGCUCUGUCAAGCCUGACAGACAAGAAAGACACCAAAACAAAGGGUUUACGUAAAUUAGGUAAAACAAAGUCUUCAUCUCCGGCUAGGAAAGCUGAUCCAAGGCGGAAGAGGUCCCCGUCCAAGGACCCAUCUGCCUCUAGGAAGAAGAAGGACAUGGAGGACGACCUUUCAAGGUCAAGCCACAACACUGGCAAAGGGCUUGUCAAUGGUCUUAAGAACAGUGCAGCUAAAUCCAGUGCAGCUGUGUCACCCAGCCCUCCUAUCUAUGUGGAUCUGGCCUACAUUCCCAACCACUGCAGUGCUAAAAAUGUAGACCAGGAAUUCUUCAAACGUGUUCGUUCUGCCUAUUAUGUAGUAAGCGGAAAUGACUCCAGCAAUGGAGAGCCAAGCCGAAGUGUACUAGAUGCCUUGCUUGAAGGAAAAGCACAAUGGGGAUCCAAUCUACAGGUGACAUUAAUACCUACUCAUGACACUGAAGUGACCCGUGAGUGGUAUCAACAGACCCAUGAGAAACAACAGGAGCUGAACAUCAUGGUCCUGGCCAGCAGCAGUACAGUAGUGAUGCAGGACGAGUCAUUCCCAGCCUGCAAAAUAGAGUUCUAAAUUCAUCGUGGCUCCCAGGUUCACGUCUUUACUCUUAAAUGGUCCAUUCAGCCUUAAGUGUGAUUUUUAACCCUUUGAUAUUUAACUGCCCUCGUUUUAAUGCAGCACGUGUUCUUUACUGUCCCAAAACCCCAAUUCAAUAGUGUAAGCAUUGAUGAUUGUUUCGUAGUGAGAGCAGGAGAACAGAAGGAACAUGUGCCUUUCUCUGUGUAUUUUUCAGUGUGGCUUUUCCCUUUAAGUUGUACAACACACUCAUACAUGCAUAAACAUCCAAAUGAGAAUCUGGAAUUCUUGACCCUUAGAUUUCAGGUCUCAUUAUUAUUUAACUUUCUCCUGGUCUUGUUGCAAGCUGAAGUUUAAUUUGGAGCAGAGUAAGUGAGCAACAAUACAAACAGAUCAAUGUUAUAUAUCCUUGUUUACAAUGAUAUUUAACUAAAGCACAAGUAUACCUCUUGACUAGAAUUUAAACAAAAGCACCAGAAAGUCCCUGAAUACUGCAGCUCACAUGGAUGAGAGUCUCCUGCUUUUAGCUGAUCAGUUUAUGUAUCGUUCUCAUCUUACAGUAACUAUCACACAUCUAGCACUCACACACUGUGUUAUAUAAAUAUCUGUUCAUCAAAUUAGGAUCAAUAAUAUCAAUAAAUAUGGGUGCCAGAAAUAAGGGUUUAGUCAACAAAGCAGAAGAACAUGUUAUUUAAACGAUUUGAUAAAAUUAAUUUACAUUCCAGCACUCAGAGAUUAAUGAUAUGAAUUAUAAUUGCUAUACGUUUAAUUUGUAUAGUAGAUAAGAACAUCAACAACAAUAACAUUGAUUAUACUUCACAUAAAGAUCCAAAUGCUGAGAUACAAAAGACAAAAAGAUGGGCUUGUUCUGUUGUACCAACGUCCGUUUAGAAGGCAAGUUAAUUUAUUAUCAGCAUGCUAAAAUGUGUCUAAUUUUAUUUUCGUCAUUAAAUGAUGCAUAAAGUGUAUGUUGACAAAGGUUUGUUUUUCUUUUAGUUUAAAAAGAUGUGUUAUUACUGAUUUCAUCAUAUUUGCACUGUAAUGAUUUUCCCUAGUUUCAAUUCCAAAACAAUGUAUAUAUAAGAAAGCGAAAGAGGAUUACGGUUGAAUACUGCAAAAGUAUGGAAACACGAUGACUGAGAUUAUUUAAACCAAAAUUGCUGGCAAUAGAAAUGCGGUGUUCAGUGAAUUACUGACUUAAUGGAAAGUAUGAAAUGUGUGUCUGAAAGUCUGACCGUGUUUACAUUUUGAAUAGGGUUACAUAUUUGAAAGAGGUCAGAUGUGAAAUACUGUGUGAAUAAUGCACUUAAACCUACUCGUCGCAAGUAAAGAAUGGAAAGCUCAUAUUACCCCAAAUCAUUUUUGAAACCUAUUCUUAUCCAAAAUUCUAACAAUUAGGCACAACUCAUUCUUUUUAAUUUUUGUAUUUUCUUUUUGUCGAGUUGCAAUGAUGUACAUGAAAACAAGUUGUCCUGAUUCACUCAGAAUAACAGAUUUGCUCAUUUUCAAUAGUGUGUAUGUAAGGCUUAAAUUUGAUGAAAAAAAAACAGUGCUACUUGUAAUGCUGAAUUUUAGGGCGCACAAUAUGACUGAUUCAUAGAAAACUCUCUGUAAAGAGUACUGUAUGCACUGCAUGGAUGUUAUCAUAAGCUGAAGGCUGAACCUGCAUUUGAGUACCGCUAUGCUUCGAAGUGCUUGGCUCAAAAUGAACUCCUUGAUUUUCAAAGGAAGGCUGCAGAUGAAAAUGAAAAUGUUUUCAUUUUAAAUAGUCAAAAUUAUUUUAAUUCUUCACAUUUCACAUGCUUAAAUAUAGUUUUUUGAUUGAUCUUUACUGUCUUGUUUUUGUAUUGAAAAACAGUAUUUAUGUCUAAACAAGGUUACAGAAUACUGAAAAUGGUUCAGCAUUGUCCUUUACACUCCGAGGAAAGAAAUACGGUCAUUUAAUGUUUGCCUCUGAUGUUUUUAAGGUGCUGUAAUUUGUGAGUUUCUGGUUAUUUGGCUGUGCUGCAGAGAUGUUCUGUCUGACAUGGGAAAUCCAGAUGUGACGUCACAGUACCACAGAAUGAAACAAAGAUAUUAAUACUCAAAUACCAGACUGCAGACUGCCAGAUCACGUGACUAGAUCACUGGUCACAUUUUAUAGAUUUGUAAUUGUCUUUUCUUUUUUUGAAGAUUAAAUGUUUAAAAAUAUACGAAAAAUAAACUAGUCAUGAUGUGCUGUGCAAAACAUCCCGAUAGUUAUGAGUUUGAUAGCGACAAAUUUUGAAACAUAGCAUUCCAUUGAGCCUAGCUAUUUACUGCAUGUAACCUUAAAUUGGAACUUGUAUGUAAGAGUUCAUAGUUCUAUUAAAUAAAGUAAUAUUUUAAACAUAUAUAUUUAGAUGCUAAUCGUCUUAAUUGUGCUGGAAGGCUGCACUAUCAUUUCCAGCGUGUAGUGUUGUAAAAUGAUGUACUUUCAUUAAAUUUGAUUUCAUUUUUGCUUUCUUUCUUCUGUGCAAUACUCUGUAUCUUUCUUUAAGCUAAAUGAGUGUCUUCGGAUAUGUUGUAGGUAAACCUGAUAAACACUAAUAAAUAAUGUUAAUGUUA